This is a messenger RNA of Pogona vitticeps (central bearded dragon), 3715 nucleotides long. The record is from RefSeq and is a predicted model, not a curated record. Lineage: Eukaryota; Metazoa; Chordata; Lepidosauria; Squamata; Agamidae.
AUAGCUCUGAAUCUGCUGCUUUGUAGCUGGUUGGUUAGGGAGACGGCUGUUGCAUAAACAAGCCAGUGCUGUUCCUGGACUUUUCCUCACUCCAAAGGAAGAUGAAAAUCUUGCCCUGUCUCUUUCUUCUCUGGGAAGUAUUUUCUGCAACAGUCCUGUGCUAUCCAAAUGGAGAAAUCAGUGGGUCCUGUACUUCUAUGCUACCCGGUCAUAGAGAUGCUGUUUCACAAACCUCCCCACCACCAUACGCCAUCUUUGUCUCCAGUACUUCAUUCACUCCAGGAGAUGAGGUCAUAGUAUCUUUAGUUGGAGUCAAUGAGACCAGCUUUAGAGGAUUUCUACUGCAGGCCCGGGCAGUUGGAGGAGAGACUGCCGUUGGGAAUUUUCGAAUUCUGACUCCUAAUGUACGAGGUCUUGCGUGCAGCAGCCUUCAGAAUUCUUCACUGAGUCAUACAAACCGGGAAGACAAACAAAACGUAACGGCUAUUUGGAUUGCACCUUCUGGCAUUGGCCAUGUUGUGUUCAGAGCAACAGUGGUCCAAACUUUUUCCAUAUUCUGGACUCAGAUUGAAAGCCCUGUUCUUGUUUCUACUACCUCACCAAUUUCUUCAGUUUCACCCAGUUUCACACAGAUUACUAGUUCUUCUGCCACAAUCUCUACAGAAGCUGGCUGUGGUACAUGGAAAUUCUGUUUCAGUAACCCCCCAGGCUGUAGUCCACAGGAUCCAAACUGCUACUUCAUGUCAUCUACGGCAUUAGAGGGUUCUGGAUUCAAAUUUGAAAUGAGUGGUCUUUCAGCUGGCUAUGUAGCCAUUGGUUUUUCUGAUGACACUAUUAUGGGAAAUGAUGAUAUCUAUAUUUGUGGCAGGAACACUGCAGAUCGCAUAGAGGUGCAACAUGCCUUUUCAACUGGACGUACCACUCCAAUCUCUAAGCCUCUGGGUGAAGUAGAGGUUCUAGCAACAUCCUUUAACAAGGGAAUCACCAGCUGUUCUUUCAUUUCAAGAAAUGCCAUUUCAACUCAGUCAAGGGAUGUUGGCAGUUUAUAUUACAUAUUUUUGGCUUUUGGACCAUCAUCAGCAGGCCAAAUACAUAUGCACCCCAGGAUCCCUUUUAUUACUAACCAGAAGGUAAACAUUUCCAGUUUUGAACAAGCACAAGGUGGCGCCCGUUCUACACCCUUGAUUAUUAAGGCUCACGGAGCCCUGAUGCUGAUCGCUUGGAUGACCACAGGCAGCAUAGGAAUGAUAUUUGCCAAGUUCUUGAAGAGAUCCAUCAAAACUACUCUUCUUGGUAAAGAAACUUGGUUUCAGGUCCACUUCUUGAUGAUGAUGCUAACUGUUGCAGCAACGGGAGUUGCUUUCAUAUUGAUCUUUGUGGCCGUAAAAGGAUGGAGUAGCGUCCACUUCUUGAUGAUGAUGCUAACUGUUGCAGCAACGGGAGUUGCUUUCAUAUUGAUCUUUGUGGCCGUAAAAGGAUGGAGUAGCGGUGCAGGAGCUCAUGCUAUUAUUGGAUGCAUUGUCACGAUUCUUUCAUUUCUUCAAAUGAUGAUUGCAUUUUUUCGACCUUCUCUUCAAAACAAUUGGAGGUUUGUUUUUAAUUGGUUUCACAUGCUGAAUGCGUUAGUCAUCAAGGUUUUGGCAGUUGCUGCCAUAUUUCUGGGACUCCAAAUACUUAGCAACUCUUCUGGCCACUGGAUGGUUAAAACCAUGGGAGGCUUUGUGGGCUGGGAGGCACUCAUGGUGAUCCUGAUGGUUGUAAAUCAGUGUUUCAAAAAGAAAGAAAUAUAUGAGGAUCCACAAGCCAAGAUGGAGAAACAUUCCUUCUUUGCAAUCAUUUUUUGCACUGUGUUCAUAUACAAAGUCCUUGGAUAUCCGUACAAUGAUGUGUCUAUAGCUUGUGACUCCAUGUUGCCCGAUCAUGGAAGUGGACCACAGAGGUCUUCCCCACCUUAUGUCAUCUCUGUAUCGUUUGAUAGAUAUGAUCCAGGAGAUGAAGUACAAGUGGUUCUAGAAGGAACUUCACCAUCUGGCUUCAAAGCAUUUAUGGUCCAGGCUCGAGAACUUGAUGGAAAUGUUCCUGUUGGCAUGUUUCGCAUCGUAGAUCCAAAUACACAAGGCCUUCGAUGUGCCAAUAUGUCGAAUUCAGCCGUAAGUCACAGAAGCCCCAGCGUAAAGCACAGAGUGACAACAACAUGGGUGGCUCCUCAGGGCACUACAAGGAUUCGCCUAAUGGCAACUUUUGUUCAAGAUUAUGACACCUAUUGGGUUGGUGUUCAUAGCAAAACUCUCUCACCCAGACAUUCAGAAUUUGUUAACGCCUCCCAUAUUUUCAAUGAUUCUGCCAACACCAAUGCAUCAGAAGCAGCCAAUGUAACGUCCAUGGUUUCGGAGAUCAUGGAUGAUUCUGAAGAAUUAAGUGAUGGUCAUGAAGAGAUCGAUUUCAACAGCCUUGUGCCUGAAGCUGAGGCAGAUGAUAGCUCCGAGGCACUUGAUAAUUUCGAGGCAACAGACAACUCUAGAAGAAAAAAUGCCAUAGGAAAAAGCAGGAGAAAGUCAGUUGUGACUUUUGACAUAAACUGUGGUAAGAGUGGAACAUACCAAUCAAGCAAUGGUGCUUGUGUCACGAGUACGCAAGGUUCAUCCCAGAGCAGUGGCAGCCAAUCCAAGGUUAUAGUGGUUAAACAAGGAGCCAGCAGUGGCAGUGGAUGUGUUGGGGGUAAAGUCGCAAGUGUGUACAACCAAUAUGGUUGCGGAGAUACGUCUGGUAUUGGUGAUGGGUCUUCUUCAUAUGGCCAGUCUGUUUCAAUUAAUGCAGGCAAAGUAAAGGUGGUGACUUACCCAGAAAGCAACCCCUUCCCCCCUGAGAAAUAUGCAAAUGCUAAAUACAAUGGAGUAACCUAUUCCCAGGAUUCAAAACCUUCAAAAAGUGGUUCAUCGGAGACCAUCCGUAUUACUGUCCAGGGUGGACAAGGAAGCCCCGUUUGUGAUAAGGGUUCAUCAUACUAUAACAUCCAGGCUUGUAACAAGUUGGGCCAGUCUUCAAGCUCACAAAGUACCACCUCCUUUGGCACACAGGGUUCAAAGUCUCAAGGUGGUUCAUCAGAAACCAUCCGUAUUACCGUCCAGGGCCAGCCUUCAGGCUCACAGAGUGGCACCUUCUCUGGCACGCAGAAAAUAUUAGGAAUUGGGGUCAGUCUUCAGGCUCACAGAGUGGCACCUUCUCUGGCACGCAGAGUGGAUCUUAUUCAAGCAGUAGCGGUCCAUGUGGGCAGGGGAGGACCUAUGACAGCAAUCCCUGCCAUCAGGGGCAAUCUUCUUCUUCCUCCUCCUCCUCUUCUUAUUCUUCACAAAGCUCUUACAACCAGGCUAAUUCACAGUCUCAAGGCAACAGCAACCCCUGUAAACCGAGCCAAGGAUACUCUUCACAGAGCACGUACAACAACCAGGGUACUUCUUACAACGACAACAGGUGUUGAACGAAGCAUAUGUGGAAAUAGAAAGGAUAGCUUAGAGCUGAAGAAUAUGAAAGAGAGAUCAUGAGCCUGAUUUCGACACAGACGGAAAACUAGAAUGCAUCAAGAAACAGUGCAAAAUUACUCUCUGUCUGCAUUGCAUCCCUGAUACACAAUGUUGUUGAAUAGAAGCAAAUGCAUUUAUACCAGUCAAGUUCUCAGUGGUAACAAGCCCAAUUAAAAAGUAUAUUUAUCAUACAA